AUGUCAUUCGCUGUCGAAGUCGAGAAGCUAACGUAUGAGUUUUCCAACGGUUCCAAACCAUCGCUGGUGGACAUUGAUCUGCAGAUUCCAUGGAACACGAGAACCCUAAUCGUGGGAGCCAACGGCGCAGGCAAAUCGACCUUGCUGAAGGUCCUGAGCGGGAAGCACCUUUGCCGAGACGGGAAGAUCCUCGUGAAUGGACUGAACCCGUUCAGCCCCGCGGCCACAGUGAGUCCUGAGGACGGAUGCCUGGUGACAACCUACUUGGGGACUGAGUGGUGCCAUAUGAGCGUCAUCAAUCGCGACAUAGGUGUGUCCGAGCUAUUGGAAAGCAUUGGGUUAGCCCACUUCCAGGAGCGGGGCGAUCUACUGUGCAAGAUGUUGGACGUCGAUCUCAAGUGGAGAAUGUUCAGGCUCAGCGACGGGCAGAAGAGACGAGUUCAGCUGGUCAUGGGGCUGCUGAAGCCCUGGAAAGUACUGCUGCUCGAUGAAGUGACUGUUGAUCUCGACGUGAUCGCCAGAUCCAGGCUUCUCCAGUUUCUCAAGUGGGAGACACAGACCAGAGAGUGCUCCGUGAUGUAUGCGACGCAUAUUUUCGACGGGCUGGCAGAGUGGCCCGACCAGUUGCUCCAUCUGAAGGACGGGCGCAUCGUCGACCGCUUAGAUCUACGCAAGAACGUGCAAUUCACCGACAGCGCCAACGGUGACGGUGCGGGAAAUGGCACCGUCACUUUCACACCGCCCGCUGGCGAUCACGAUCGCCCUCUCGUUUCCAUAACAAAAGUGGAAAGCUUGCAUCCACUAGCGGUCGCUUGGCUGUCCCAGGAUCCAAACGAGUUGAAACAGAUGUCUCCAACUCCUCAACCCACUCUCCGCUAA
Messenger RNA from Torulaspora globosa, 879 nucleotides. RefSeq names its product putative ATP-binding cassette family ATPase CAF16 (gene CAF16). The coding region runs from base 1 to 879 and encodes 292 amino acids. The transcript has a single exon. The record is from RefSeq and is a predicted model, not a curated record. Lineage: Eukaryota; Fungi; Ascomycota; Saccharomycetes; Saccharomycetales; Saccharomycetaceae. Gene Ontology annotation, molecular function: ATP binding; ATP hydrolysis activity.